Messenger RNA from Molossus molossus (Pallas's mastiff bat), 1266 nucleotides. It is a transcript of the gene AVPR1B, whose product is annotated as arginine vasopressin receptor 1B. The transcript has 2 exons. Gene Ontology annotation, molecular function: peptide binding; vasopressin receptor activity. The coding region runs from base 1 to 1266 and encodes 421 amino acids. The record is from RefSeq and is a predicted model, not a curated record. Lineage: Eukaryota; Metazoa; Chordata; Mammalia; Chiroptera; Molossidae. Gene Ontology annotation, cellular component: membrane. Gene Ontology annotation, biological process: G protein-coupled receptor signaling pathway; positive regulation of vasoconstriction; regulation of systemic arterial blood pressure by vasopressin.
AUGGAUUCUGGACUUCAUUGGGCUGCCAACCCCAUUCCCUGGAGCACCGUCUCUGCCCCCAACGCCACCACACCCUGGCUGGGAAGGGAUGAGGAGCUGGCCAAGGUGGAGAUCGGAGUCCUGGCCAUUGUCUUGGUGCUGACGACGGGGGGCAAUCUGACUGUGCUGCUGACACUGGGCCAGCAGGGCCCCAAGCGUGCCCGCAUGCACCUGUUUGUGCUGCACCUGGCCCUGACAGACCUGGGCGUGGCACUCUUCCAGGUGCUGCCCCAGCUGCUAUGGGACAUCACCUACCGCUUCCAGGGCCCUGACCUCCUCUGCCGGGCUGUCAAAUACCUGCAGGCAGUCAGCAUGUUCGCUUCCACCUACAUGCUGUUGGCCAUGACGCUGGACCGCUACCUGGCCGUGUGUCACCCCCUGCGCAGCCUCCAGCAGCCCAGCCAGUCUACCUAUCCACUCAUCGCUGCCCCCUGGCUGUUGGCUGCCAUCCUCAGCCUCCCUCAAGUCUUCAUUUUUUCUUUGAGGGAAGUGAUUCAGGGUUCGGGGGUGUUGGACUGCUGGGCAGACUUUGGCUUCCCUUGGGGGCCACGGGCCUACAUCACCUGGACUGCCUUGGCCAUCUUCAUCCUACCUGUGGCUAUGCUCACAGCCUGCUACAGCCUCAUCUGCUACGAGAUCUGUAAGAACCUCAAAGUCAAGACACAGACCUGGAGGGUAGAAGGAGGGGGCUGGAAGACUUGGGACAGGGCCUCGCCUUCCGCCCCAGCUGCAGCCGUGAGGGGACUACCAUCUCGGGUCAGCAGCAUCAGCACUAUCUCUCGGGCCAAGAUCCGAACCGUGAAGAUGACCUUCAUCAUUGUGCUGGCCUACAUCGCCUGCUGGGCGCCGUUUUUCAGUGUUCAGAUGUGGACUGUGUGGGACAAGAAUGCCCCUGAUGAAGAUUCAACCAAUGUGUUUUUCACCAUUUCCAUGCUUUUGGGCAACCUCAGCAGCUGCUGCAACCCCUGGAUCUACAUGGGCUUCAACAGACACUUGUGGCCGCACACCUUGCGCCAUCUGGCCUGCUGCGGGGGUCCUCAGCCCCGGAUGCGCAGACAGCUCUCCAAUGGUAGCUUCUCCAGCCGCCGCACCACGUUGCUGCUGACCCGCUCCAGCUGCCCGCCCACCCUCAGCCCCAGCCUCAGCGGGAGGCCCGGGCCUGAAGAGUCAGUGAAGGACUCAGAGCAGGUGGAUGGGGAAGGCAUCACUGAGAUCGGCAUCUUUUAG